Messenger RNA from Puccinia triticina, 1254 nucleotides. RefSeq lists its product as uncharacterized. The coding region runs from base 1 to 1254 and encodes 417 amino acids. The transcript has 5 exons. The record is from RefSeq and is a predicted model, not a curated record. Lineage: Eukaryota; Fungi; Basidiomycota; Pucciniomycetes; Pucciniales; Pucciniaceae.
AUGGCCGCCUCUUCCCUCAGCGCAGCCUCCCAUCCCUCCGAGAUCCUGCCAACGCUGAAUUCGAUGUCCUUGAUACUCAAUCCUUAUCCCUUCAUCUUGCACGCGAUCGAGGAGCAGAAGCUCCAAUUCGCGUACCGGAACCUCCUGAGCUUCGAUCUUGCCCUGAUCGUCGUCCACCUCGUCCUGCUCGUCCAGGCGACAAUCACCCUGGCAUUGAAGCUGUUCUUCUUGCUCAAGAACGGCCAGCGCAGCCAGAUCUGGCUCUGCCGGACACACUACCUCGUCGACCAGGCCGUCCCCUACCUGGUGCCCAACGGGAACUUCGUCAUCGAGCCCUUGCAAAUCACCGGAUGCAUCUUCUUUGAGUUCUUUAGCAUCAUCGUCUACUUGGUCAUCAAGAACCCCAACCUAGGAAUGUCGAUCCCCGGGCUCCACGCAAGCUGCUUGUUUUGGUUCGCUGCUUCCUUCGUACCCGGUUUCAUCGGCUUCUGGCUGAGUGGAUGGAGCGCUUUCUAUGUUCUAUUUCUCUCACCAGUCCAUAGUACUGGAUCGAGCGGGGGACGCAAGAGAAUACUCUAUCACCCGGUCUUCAUGAAUGCCAUGUGCUGGGGAGUUCCCGUCUUGAUCAGCUGUUUUUUCACUGUUAUCGGCAUCGUCAUGACUGUCAAGCACAAAAGAGUGCGGGAUGCCUACGAGGUUUUGUUUACACGACUGCAUCAACUCGCGGAGGAUUGGAAACCGAACAAUCCCCAGACCCUUAAUGACAACCAACACCUCGUUAACAUCAUGGAAUUCCUCUUGGCUGAGGGCUCUCGGAUCUUUGACCUGCUUCAACUCAUGGCCAUCGGUUGGGCAACCACCGCAGUAGUCAUCAUUACUUUUUAUAUAGCAACCAUGAUUACCAUUGGGAAAGUGACCCAGCGUACGAUGUCAAUCGCCAAUGGCAGGAGCACUCUCUUUCAGCACAGCUCUAAAAACCUGCUCUCUAAGCCGAAAAAUUUGAUAUCCGAGAGCCAUGAUGACCUCAAUUCGAAAGCCGAAACUGAUUACUCCCUGGUUACACUAUCAACGAAGCCCGCGUUUAGGAACAGUGUUUCUGCAAACAGCAUCCAACGCAAUCUGUUCUUCAUACGCACAAGUUGUGGACUUAUGGUCAUAGCGCUGGGCUUUAACAUCUGCACCAGCUUGAUUUUCGUUGCCAAGAUCCGAGCACUUUUGAUCCAGUCAGUCCAAAUUCAAUCUACCAAAGGGUAG